AUGUCAGCAGCUUCUGUGGUGACUCAAAACAAUGUUUCAGUAACCUUCACAGUUACAUUCAGCAAUAAGUGCCGGUCAGGAAGCGGACGUUUUGUGUUCCUACGCGGUUUGUCAGUGGUGCAAUGUAUCCAGCAGUGUGGUUUGCGUGAACAAUGUGGCUCUUUAACAUAUAAGCGGAGGAUGACAGUUUGUGAGCUUUUUGUUUCGGCGGCCGGGGAUAUGCUUACAGAGGAUGGCAACUGUAUAUACAUACAAGCAUCGGAUAUAGCAUUUACUGAGAAUCCAUGCGGGGGAUGUGAAUCUAGCAAAGUGUGUGACAUGAAGAAUGAGGCGUGUAUAUUCAAAGAGUGCCAGCCUCCAGUUCAUCCCGAUAAUGGAAUCAUACUGGGUAACAUGUAUUCGAUUGGAAGUAUGAUACGAUACGCAUGCAACCAUGGAUACCAUGAAAGCAAUGGCAACGUGACCGCGGUCUGUCUGGACACUGCUCAGUGGAGUUCUUCAGUUGAAUGUGCUCAAGAUGCUCAAGAUACUCUUGAAGUUACAGAUUGCUAUGUGGGUGAUUCUUGGAACUACGCUGGACAAAAGAAUGUGACAGCUACGGGCAACAGAUGUCAGAGAUGGGACGCUCAGUUUCUGCAUCCCCAUACUUUUAUUGAUGUCAACUACUUCCCAGAAUCGGACCUGUCAGAGGCUGAGAACUACUGUCGCAACCCGGAUCGCUGGUCGGGCGGUCUUUGGUGUUUUACAGCAGAUUUAUUAACGCCAAUAUGGGAAGAAUGUGACAUUUUAGAAUGCUGA
This is a messenger RNA of Mercenaria mercenaria, 798 nucleotides long. RefSeq lists its product as uncharacterized. NCBI's taxonomy places the organism in Eukaryota, Metazoa, Mollusca, Bivalvia, Venerida, Veneridae. Gene Ontology annotation, molecular function: endopeptidase activity; signaling receptor binding. The record is from RefSeq and is a predicted model, not a curated record. The transcript has 4 exons. Bases 1 to 798 code for a protein of 265 amino acids.